This is a messenger RNA of Dipodomys spectabilis (banner-tailed kangaroo rat), 1593 nucleotides long. It is a transcript of the gene Mapk12, whose product is annotated as mitogen-activated protein kinase 12. NCBI's taxonomy places the organism in Eukaryota, Metazoa, Chordata, Mammalia, Rodentia, Heteromyidae. Gene Ontology annotation, cellular component: nucleus; cytoplasm. Gene Ontology annotation, biological process: MAPK cascade; protein phosphorylation. Gene Ontology annotation, molecular function: ATP binding; MAP kinase activity. The transcript is spliced from 12 exons. The record is from RefSeq and is a predicted model, not a curated record. The coding region runs from base 11 to 1114 and encodes 367 amino acids.
CCGGCCCGCCAUGGGCUCCCCGCCGCCCGCCCGACGGGGCUUCUACCGCCAGGAGGUGACCAACACGGCCUGGGAGGUGCGCGCCGUCUACCAGGACCUGCAGCCCGUGGGCUCGGGCGCCUACGGCGCGGUGUGCUCCGCGGUGGACAGCCGCACGGGCGCCAGGGUGGCCAUCAAGAAGCUGUACCGGCCUUUCCAGUCCGAGCUGUUCGCCAAGCGCGCUUACCGCGAGCUGCGGCUGCUCAAGCACAUGCGGCACGAGAACGUGAUCGGGCUGUUGGAUGUGUUCACUCCUGACGAGACCCUGGAGGACUUCACAGACUUCUACCUGGUAAUGCCGUUCAUGGGUACCGACCUGGGCAAGCUCAUGAAGCAUGAGACUCUGAGUGAGGACAGAAUCCAGUUCCUUGUUUAUCAGAUGCUGAAAGGGCUGAAGUAUAUCCAUGCCACUGGUGUCAUCCACAGGGACCUCAAGCCUGGCAAUCUGGCUGUGAAUGAAGACUGUGAACUGAAGAUCCUGGACUUUGGCUUGGCUAGACAGGCAGACAGUGAGAUGACAGGCUAUGUGGUAACUCGGUGGUACCGGGCGCCUGAGGUCAUCUUGAAUUGGAUGCAUUACACACAGACAGUGGACAUCUGGUCAGUGGGCUGCAUUAUGGCGGAGAUGAUUACCGGGAAGAUACUGUUCAAGGGCAGCGAUCACCUGGACCAGCUGAAGGAGAUCAUGAAGGUGACAGGGACACCCCCUGCUGAGUUCGUGCAGAAGCUGCAGAGUGACGAGGCUAAGAACUACAUGAAGGGUCUUCCUGAGCUAGAGAAGAAGGAUUUUGCCUCUGUCCUGACCAAUGCAAGCCCUAAGGCUGUGGAUCUCCUGGAGAAAAUGCUGGUGCUGGAUGCCGAGCAGCGGGUAACUGCAGUGGAGGCCCUGGCCCAUCCCUACUUUGAGUCUCUGCAGGACACGGAGGAUGAGCCCAAGGCCCUGAAGUACGACGACUCCUUCGAUGACGUGGACCGCACCCUUGAGGAGUGGAAGCGUGUCACUUACAAAGAAGUGCUCAGCUUCAAGCCUCCCAGGCACCUGGGGGCCAGGGUCUCCAAGGAGACAGCUCUGUGAUCAUCUCUGCUGCCAUGGGGACACCCUAAGAGCUUGGGCUUCAAGGUGCCAUCUCUCCUUCCUGAGAGGGGAACCCACAGUACCAUCCUGGACUUUACUUGAAGUCUACUUGGAGAAAAUGAGUCCCUCCUCCCCAAGCCUGCACUCUGGGGUCCCCAGCUAGCCUUGCUGGCCAUCUGAGCUUUCUGUACAGAAUUCUUACCCAACAUUGGACUGGCCUUUGACCUCUGGAGCCAUGCCCCUCCACCAGGGUGCACAAAAAGCUUCAAAGCUAGCAGGGCUCAGGAGCCAGUGCUGGCUUUUGAACCCUGCUGCACUGCACUAUGUCUAGGCCAGUUUUUCAGAAAGGGAAGAAGAGGGAAGAAGCAGAGUGUUGAUCAGGGACAGUACCUCUCCUUGGGGAUGGCCAGCCUGGAAUGUAAACUAGCCAUUUUAUGCUCACCUGGCUGACAGGAAAUAAACUUUUUGUAGAUACUCCA